This is a messenger RNA of Neolamprologus brichardi, 1888 nucleotides long. NCBI's taxonomy places the organism in Eukaryota, Metazoa, Chordata, Actinopteri, Cichliformes, Cichlidae. The record is from RefSeq and is a predicted model, not a curated record.
GAAGACGGUGUCAGGCAAAAUGGUGUUAAGAAGCUCCUGGAAAUCACGACAUAAAAACAGCUGUGGACCUGCUCCCCGUUGGAUCCGUCCAGGAUUGGCUGCCCUGCUCUGGUUAUGUGCGAUUCGGUUAGCUUGCGGCAUUGAGGUGGGGGAGACAAACAUCAUCCAGAAAGAUGCGGAGUUUGAUGCCAACUAUAAUGACACGGUUACGAGUGAAAACCAGACCAUUUACGCGUUUAAUCACACCAUCUCUCGGAAUAAGACUGAGGGAGUGCGUGUGUCCGUGGACGUGUUAUCCAACAAGUCGGAGAGCCCAACCUUGUUUGUGGUGCGACAGAAGCAAGCCGUGCUGUCUUUUCAAGUCCCCCUCAUUCUUAGAGGCCUCUAUCAGAGGAAGUACCCUUACUACGAUGUGGGCAGGACACUGUGCCAACCUCCAACCCGGGCCGCCUCGGAGACCCAGUACUUCUUUGUUGACGUGUCUACCCUGUCCAGUCAGGGUACAAACUACCAGCUCAGAGUGAGCCGUGUUGAAAGUUUCACUUUGCAAACAAACAAGAAAUUCAGCUUCACCGCAUCACCAUCCCAACCUCAGCUUACAGUUAAUAUGUCCUCCCGCGCAGUGGAGGCGUACGUGAUGGGAAUGCUGUUCUGUUUGGGGAUCUUCUUCUCAUUCUACCUCCUGACCUUGCUCUGUGUCUGUCUAGAGCGUGCACGACUGAACAAGAGGAGAAAUAUGUUUCUGAAUCCUGCCGACAUGUCGCCUGCUGAGACAGCCUCUCUGCUCGGGAAGAACAGCGACGGAAAAACUCCAGCCUCACCAAAUGAAUAUGGCUCAUUUGCUGACAACGGCAGCACAAUGAGUUCAGAGGCCAUUACCGACAGCGCCACUUCAACUGACAACAACUAUGGAUACAUGGGACAGGAGCCUUUCAAACGUCGACCAAUCCUCAAUCACCUUCACUACCUAGCCAUCCGCAUCGAGCGAUCGUUGGAAAGUGUCGCACGGAGCAGGCAGGAGUCUUUGAGCUCCAUUGAGGAGGAUGACUAUGACACACUGGAUGACAUACACUCCGACAAGAACAUUGUUCGCACAAAGGUACGUGAAAAUCAUUUUUCCUGCCUCAGAAUGAUUGCUGGAUUCAUCUGUGGAGAUGACACCUCCUUUAUGUACAUGAUUGCUGGACUGUGUAUGCUGAAGCUCUAUCAGAAGAGACACCCAGACAUCAACGCGAGCGCUUACACCGCUUACGCCUGCCUCGCCGCUGUCAUCUUCUUUUCUGUGCUGGGAGUGGUAUUUGGGAGAGACAACACAGCCUUCUGGAUUGUUUUCUCUGUGAUCCACAUUCUGGCCACGCUGCUGCUCAGCACACAGCUCUACUAUAUGGGUCGAUGGAGGCUCAACGCUGGGAUCAUGCGUAGGAUAGUUUACGUCAUCUACACAGACUGCAUCAGGCAGUGCAGCGGGCCGAUGUACAUUGACCGCAUGGUUCUGCUUGUGAUGGGGAACCUAGUCAACUGGUCUCUGGCUGCCUACGGCCUCAUACAGAAACCCAACGACUUUGCCUCGUACCUGUUGGCCAUCGCCAUCUGUAACCUGUUGCUCUACUUUGCCUUUUACAUCAUCAUGAAGCUGCGGAGCGGUGAGCGAAUCAAGUGUCUGGCGCUGGUGUGUAUUCUCUUCACGGCGGUCGUGUGGGGCUUUGCGCUGUAUUUCUUCUUCCAGGGUCUCAGCACCUGGCAGAAAACUCCGGCUGAGUCUCGUGAGCACAACAGGGACUGCAUCCUGCUAUCGUUCUUUGACGACCACGACAUUUGGCAUUUCCUGUCCUCCAUCGCCAUGUUUGGAUCCUUCCUGGUAUUAUGAAUCAUGUUUAAGUUUGUUUAA